Molecule: messenger RNA, 1268 nt
Organism: Camellia sinensis
Lineage: Eukaryota; Viridiplantae; Streptophyta; Magnoliopsida; Ericales; Theaceae
Source: RefSeq, a predicted model, not a curated record
CGAUCUCGUUCAUCUCUGCACCGAUCACUCUCUCACUCUCUCGUUGUUCAUCUCAUCGAUUCGCACCGAUCAUCGCACCGCCGAUCUACUCACAGAUCAGUCUCAUCUCUGUCUCUCCCUCUCUCGCCCCGAUAGACUCACACUAUCUCACAGGUUCCAAAUGCCAAGAUUUCUAUUUGGAUCAGGAUCAUUGAUUGCAUGGACAAGGUCUCUGGCUGAAGUAUAUGUUGUAGACCCCUCUGGACCAUGGCACUACAUUUUUCUGAAACCGCAAGGACUGUCUAGUUAGAAGUAGACUACUCUGCUUAUUGCCAUGGCUGCUUUAGCAAAAACUCUCACAGUCGAAAAGCCAAAUCCAACUGGAGACUGGACAAUUGUUUUGCCUCGUCGUGGUAAAAAACAAAGAAGAAAUCUCAAAUCUCAGAUCCUAGAACAAGAACAACCAUGGGUUCCAAUCGACCAUGAGGUUGAUUCUGACAGAGAAUUGAAAUUGAUGCAGAAAAUGCAAGUCUGCAUGAAGAAAGUUGAGACCUCUCUCUUUUUCUCUACUUUUAUGGAUCAAACUCGGUCUCCUCAAAUCUUGGAUUGUCUUUCAAGGCUUCUGGGCUCUGAACCAAAGAUGAACAUGGUGAUAUAUGGUAUUGGUAGCAUUGAAUCAUAUGACCCCCCUCGAUUUCAGCUUAGCCUUGCGAUUUUGAUGAAGAAAAUGUUCAGUUGGAUUGGAGAUCUAGAGGUGUUUGAUCCGAUUCUUUCUGGUACAGAAACUCGGGUUUUAGAAAGUCUUGGUUGUUCUGUCCUAUCAGUCAAUGAACAAGGUAGGCGACAAGCUUUGAAGCCGACAUUAUUUUUCAUGCCACACUGUGAGACAGAGUUGUAUGACAAUCUCCUACAGGCAAAUUGGAGAUCGGACAUGUUGAACCGUAUAAUAUUGUUUGGGAACAGCUUUGAGACAUAUGAGCAAUACGGGUUGGUGUUUAAGAACUCGAAUGUUGUUAAUUUGAGGAAGCAUAUCUUGGCUGUUAGGAGAUUUAAAAAAGAGUUUGGAAUCAAGACGGUUUCGGAUGAUUAUUUUCGAGCUUUUCAUGAUUUAAGUUGGCAUUUUUUCAGCAUUGAGCCAGAGAUGGAGCUGAAUAUUGUUUGAUUGAUUGAGCUUGGUGACUAGUGUUCUGAAUUAUUGAAAUUGUCUAUUUUUUGCUUACAAUAAUCUUUUUAAGACCUGAUUUAUUUUUCUUUUCCAUUGUUUUAGGAAACAAACUCAUUGUUUUCAA